AUGCCAACUCCGAGUCUUAACAUUUCUGUCGACGCUGCGUGUGUUCUUUACCUUUGGAAACUGCACACCUUCCGCGAGUAUAAUGUUAGUAAAAUUGAGGAGUUGGCAGAUCUGUUGACGGAGCAUCCAACCUUGGGUUUAAAGCCUCCAGAAAAUGUGUCUAUCCACGAGACCGUUAUGUGGCCUAAAGAUCCGGCAUUCGAAGGCAGUAAAAAGUUGGGGUUAAUGGUGCUUGCUGGUGCCUUCGCCAUGGACUUUGUAAUUACGGUGUCUAUCAUUUCAAAUCUCGUAAAGUUUCUGGUACCCUGCUUACGCUUCUGCUGGCAACCAACACAAUUCCCCACUGAACCACCCUCAAACAGAAGUAAGUAG
Dibothriocephalus latus is the source of this 372-nucleotide messenger RNA. Lineage: Eukaryota; Metazoa; Platyhelminthes; Cestoda; Diphyllobothriidea; Diphyllobothriidae. The record is from the annotation of a GenBank genome assembly.